This is a messenger RNA of Monodelphis domestica (gray short-tailed opossum), 20966 nucleotides long. RefSeq names its product peroxisomal biogenesis factor 5 like (gene PEX5L). NCBI's taxonomy places the organism in Eukaryota, Metazoa, Chordata, Mammalia, Didelphimorphia, Didelphidae. Gene Ontology annotation, molecular function: protein binding. The record is from RefSeq and is a predicted model, not a curated record. Gene Ontology annotation, cellular component: peroxisomal membrane; cytosol. Gene Ontology annotation, biological process: protein import into peroxisome matrix, docking.
UUUGUGGGCUGUUAUUUUUUUUCAGUCUGGGUGUUUAAUUGGCCUUUAUUAUAAAAUGGGGCAACUCUUCUAUAAUUGUCUCACAGGUAGCUUGAUGAGAAAUAAGAGUAGGGUCUUCAUAGCAUGAUGCAUCAUGCACAUCAUCCCAGGUACAGUACUAACUAGCUAUUUAACCACAGGAAACCUCCUGAAUCUCUUCAAUCCUCCAUUUUCUCAUCUGCAAAUGGGAGGCAAUAAUGUCUAUAUGGUACCCAUUCAAUUUGCUACAAUGAGAUAAUGUCCAUAAAUUGCUUUGCAAACUUUAGCAUUCUAUAUAAAUGUCAGUUGCUGUAAUCACUAUAGAAAUGCUACAAGGCAAAGUGCUUUUGUAAACUUUAAAUUGCUUUCUACUGGUGAGUAUUGGAUCAAGAGUGAUUUACUUGGAAUCAAGAAGACCUGAGAUCAAAUCUUGCAAUGGACAGUAACUAAUUGUGACCUUGGGCUACUUAUUUCUCUCCUGCGAACCUUACUUUCCCUAUCUGUAAACUGGGACUGAUAAUAUAUAGAGAACCUAUCAGUAGGGUUGUUGCAAGGGUCAGAUGACUUUGGUUAAAACACUAAUAUAAUAUAACAUCUUGAUGAUGAUGAUGAUGAUAAUGAUGAUGAUAACAACAAAAAUUACAAUUAAAACUGGCUUAUUAUACUGGUAUAUGGAGAACUGGUUUGAAGUCAAGAAGACCUAAAUUCAAAUACAGCCCAUUAUACUUACUGGCAAGUUAGACUUAGUUUCCUCAUCUGUAAAGUGGAGAUCAUAAUAGUUCCUAUCUCAGAUUUGUUGUGAGGAUCAAAUGAUAUAGUGAAUAUACGGUACCUUGCAAACCUUAAAGCACUAUACAAAUGUUUAUUAUUAUUUCACUGAUACUUUCACCUAUUUGGUACAUGCCACAUUCAGUGUUAUCAGAAGUACAGCACCCCAGGAUUGGUCUGACCAGGACCUCCCAACUUACUCUUCAUUCAUGCCACAGUGAUGCUUAACCAGUUUAUCUCUCACUGAGUCAAGAGAGGGCACAGGAUAAGGACUCAGCUAGUGAUGGAAUAUUGAUAGGUUUCCAGCUGAUCAUAGCAACAUAUAGGAGAUCUCCGAAGUAAGAGUAAUUUCUGACACUCCAGGAGAUACUUCCUCCCUUGGAGAGGAGAUGCUUGUUUACUUCCUGCGUGGUCAUGGAUAUACACGGAUUUUUGUUAGGAAGGGAUCAAGAAGGGAGAAAUCAUGAAACAGAAAGUUAGAACCUUGAGGGCAAGGACUAGAUCACUUUUCUAUUUUUAUUUUCAGUACCCAGGACAUUGCCUAGCACAUAGGAGACACUUCAUAAAAAUUGUUGAUUUCUUGAAAUCGAGAACACAUUUAGGGUCACAAAGGACAAGUUGUUUGCACAUUAUUCCAAUGUAGAGGGAAUCCAGUGAUAACCCUUCUUACUUCCUGACUUCAUUUUACCUUCCAGAAGACAAAUUUUGGGAGGGAGAAUGGACUAGUCAUUUAACAUUUGGAGAGUAAAAGUCCUUAGAGAAACCUUCACUAUGGCCUUCCUUCUCAAAAUUUGUGUCCUCUAAGGUCCUGCUGAGUUUAACAAUGGUCAAGUUUGAUCUCAGGAUCAAACAUCGACCAAUGCUUUUUCAUCUACCCUGGAAAGUGGAAGGUCGCAGGGCACUGGCCUUCACUCUGUUCACUGCAACAUCUUUAUUGACAACGUAGAGGAAGGUAUUAGGGCACACCUUUCAAACUUGUGGAUGAGGAAAAGCUGAGAAGCACUUAACUUCUUUUCUCGUGUGUAGUAAACAACCACCAUUAUAGAAUAAUCCAUGGGGUGAGAGGAAACUGACUUGAGCUGCUCAUCAUCCCAUCAAUUUGACUUCAAUAACUAUGUUAUAUGAUCCCUUUCUUUUGAUUGAGGUACUUAAAAAGAAAAAAGAAGCCUAGUACUUUGAUCAGCAAUUCCUUUCCUGAGUCUGAAUGAUAUAGCUUUAUUAACAAAGAGAAAAUUAUGGGAACACCUAGCUGCUGUCCAUUUCAGAUAAAAGAAAAUCACUAAAGGCAAAAACAAAUUUGCCUUAGGAGAAAGAAUCCUAAAUUUGUUUGGCUUAAUUUAAAUGCUUAUUUAAAAAAAACUUUUGUAUUUGUUUUAACUGGGGAAAAGAACAACAUACAUUUUAUUAUACAUGUAGGUAGAAACUGCUUGCUAUAUCCUAUACUUUAAACAUAAUUUAAAGGAAGCCCAUUUAAACUAUUUAUCACUUAUAUGACUUCAGUCAAGUUCCUUCCUCCUCUCCUAACUCAUUUCUUCAUCUGCAAAAUUGAGCUUGACAAAGUUCUUAUAUUUUGAACUGGAGACCCAUCAUUUAAAAAUGAGACAACUGAGAUCCAGAGUUGGGAAUUGAAUUGACCAAGGUAAUACAAGUAGUAGAGUCAUAAAUUUAGAGAGAGAAGGGACAUCAGAAGUCAUUGAGUUCUACGCCAUCUUUUUAUAGAUGAUGAAGUUCACACAGGAUGUCAGCAGUAGCAGAGCUAGGCUUUGAACCUAGGUCCUUCAACUCCCAAAUUAGUGCUUCUUCUUCAGUGACUCACUGCCUCCCUCUGUAGGCUCUUUCAACACUGUCUGUCAUCCUAUAGUCUCUUGCCUGACAUCCUUACCAACUCUCAUUCCUAUGUCCCAUUGAGAAAUAUACUCCCAAAGAGUCAAUGUAUGUAACUGAAUGAAUGUAUACAUAAACGAAGAAAGCAUAUAAAAAUGAAUGAUAGUGGCAUGAUUAAAUUUUGAAAAUGGAAAAUAGCAUUUUAAAAGAAAUUCCAAUAGUUUAUGUUCUUUUCCAGCUCAGCAACUUUAGUUGAGUCUUUACAUAAUGAAUCAAUAGUCAGCACUCAUUUCUUAGGUCAGAAAGCUCCGUGUUACACACUGGGGAUAUAAGCAAAAAAUAAAAAUAAGCACUGACCUAUAGUCUCCUGAGAAAUCUUUAUUUCAAAUUUUGUGCUCUUUUGAGCACACACUAGAUGGGAUGGGAAAGAUGUUUUUAGUAUCCCCACAUGGAGGUUUGGGGAGAUGGAGUAGAAUAUGAGAUUCAGAUAGAAGAGCUGUGAGCACUGGCUAGACCAGCAGUCAGUCUGUGACUGCAAAUCAUGGAGCACACUAAUCUCUAAAGAUUUGAAGUUAAGGAUCACACCCAAAGGGCAAUGUUGCAUGACAUGAUACAAUAAGUCCAAAACAGAGUUUAGAAGAGAGAAAGGUUUCAAGAUUGUCAUCAAAGAAUGAAUGAAUCUUAAAAAAGAAAAGACUGGCUGUUUGCAUGAUGACAGUGAGGCACAGCCAAUGAGUAACCUGUGUGCUCCAUUGAUAUCCACUCAAUGUCAAGAGUAGUCAAGGAAAGUUUCCAGCACAUUGGGUAGAACCUCAUGGCAAAUUUAAAAAGAGGGCAAGAUGGGAACAAGAUGAGCCAGUAUGUGUGGUCUGAGAUCCAUAGCUUUGGAGGGGUCACAUAAGAGUUGAGGCCCACAAACCUAUUUCAGUCAACCAAUCAACUAGUAUUUAUUAAAUAUUUGCUAUAUGUCAACCACUGUGCUAACUGCUGAGGAUGCAACAACAACCUCCGCCCCCCCCCCCUUAGUGAGAAAGGCAUCAGCCUCAGUUAAGGGACUAGAAAAGCCUCUGGCAGAAGGCAGCAUUUUGGUUAAGUCUUGAAGGAAGCCAUGAAAGCCAAGAGGUGGGGAUGAAGGAACAGAACAUUCUAGACAGGAGUAGUAGUCAACUCAAAGGCAAGGGAGAUGGGAAAUGGAGAGCAAUGUGUGAGGAGUAAUAAGUAAGCCAGUGUAGUUGAAUAGUAGAUAUUCCCCCUGAAGUUUCAUAUCUCUUAGGCCUAUUUCACCCAUUCAGCUGUCUACUCCUUGAGGAACAGGACCAUGUUAUCUACUUUUCUUCACUACUACCAGUGCCUAGUACAAUGGGGGACAUCCUAUAGGUGUUCAAUAAAUAUUUGUUGAGUAUAUGGAAGACAAGCCUAGAGGAGAAAUCACUAGUAUCUGGGGAACCAGGAAAGGUCUUCUAAAGAGGGUACUAGUUGAGUAUUUGAGUGCUUGGACAUAGUAGGAUGGCUUCAGAGAAUUUUUUAUAGCAAUUGUAGAAUUCCCCUUCCCAUUUGUUGUUUACACAUGCAUCUCCCAUUUUCCUUUGAUCCCUAGUAACUUUGAUGACUACACAUUGGUGGUUUAUCUGUCCCCACAUUUAAGAUAGAGGGAACUGCCUCCUGUAGCUUGUUUUGUCUUAUCUUUACAUUCUCACAAUCUGAUAUAUAGUUCUGAAAUUCUUUCAGAGAAAAAAAUAGCUCCUCUGGAGAAACUAGAGCACUUAUUAGCUUGCAUGCUAAUGUGCAGUUUUAAGUGGGACAUUCUUGUCCCAUUCCCCUCCCCAAACCACAACUCUGAUGUCUACUUUCUCAUAGACAACAAAGGAAAAUGUCUGAAAUUAGUCUAUUGGCUGAGGGGAAAAUCUAACAGAUUUAUAUGUUGUUUCCUUCAUUUGAGUAUUAGCUCUUCAAGGGCAAAGCCUGUAUUAUCUUUCUCAUUAUAUCUCCCAUUGCGUAUUACAGUGCUUGCCACAUUUCAGUCAUUUUCCAUUGUAUCUGACUCUUCCUGCCCCUAUUUAAGGUUUUCCUGGUGAAAAUACUAGAGUGGUUUGCCAUUUGCUUCUCCAACUCAUUUUAUAGAUGAGGAAACUAAGGGUUAAAUGACUUGCCCAAGGUCACACCUCUAGGAAGUGUCUGAGACCAGAUUUGAAUUCAGUAAAAUGUAUCUUUCUGACUCCAGGCUCUUCACUCUAUUUACUGCACCAUCUAGCUGCUGUCCAACAAACAUAUUGUAAGCAACUGAUGCUUUUAAUUACAAAAAUCACAAAAUAUCAGAUUAGGAAGGGAACUAAAGGAAUAUCUAGUUCAACUUGUAUCCUUCUACAAAUUACCCAACAAGGGCUUCUCCAGCUCUGCUUGGCAUCCUUCAGUGAAGGGGGAACUCAUUACCUUCCAAAGUAGAAGCUGAAUCAUCUAAAGAAUGUCUUUACAGAAGAGAAAUGACAGGGUCUCAACCUCUUCUGCUCUCAAAUACAUUGGUAAAGCUUUCUCAGCUGGGAUUGUCUUCUCCCUCACAGUCUUUAAUCAGUCUUCUUUGCUACUUUAUUCCUCUCUCCCUUAUAUCUUCCUGUAAGAGUUAUUUCUAGAUACAGUUGCCUCUGCCCCUCUCAUAAGCUUCUUGAGAGCAGAGACUUGGUUGUCUGUCUUUGUAUUCCCAGGACUGGGCAUAUAAAAGGUACAUGAUAACUGUUUGGAUGAAGUUAGAUUAGUCCCUCCGUAUUUUCUCCUUUUGUGACUUUUCUCCUAGGAACAUUAUUCCCUGAGGCUAUUUUGAUGCCAUUUAUUCUUUAGACUGACAGAAAGACUGGAGCCAACUCUUAAGUCCUGAUUGGUUUAGUAGUCAGAAGAAAAAUCAAGAAAAAGAGCUUUUUUUAAAAGAUCAUGAACAGGGAAUUGGUUUCUCCAACCCACAAUGCAAAGCUUCCUAUUGGGCAACAAGAACUAGAAAAUUAAAUUUUUAUUUCAUGAAGAUCUUGGUUUGAAUCCUUUUUCAGAUACUAAUAAGCUUAGUGAAAUCAUUUAACUCCUCUGAGACUCAGUUUAUUAAUCAAUAAAAUAAGGAUAACAAUAAUAUUAGAGCACCUACCUUUCAGGGCUAUUGAAAAGAUCAAAUGAGAUCAUGUAGAAAUGCUAACUGUUAUUAUUUUAUUAUAUUUCAUUUCUACACUUUUAAUUUCCCUAUGAUUUAAUCGGUAGAGAUUAACUUCAAAACUAAAUUUCAAAUUUUUCAAAAUUAUUUCAAAAUGAAAUAAAUUUUGGGGGAGAGAAACCGGUAAGUAAAGCAUGUUCCUAAUAGCCUCUAGGUAGGGUAGAGUCCUUAUCCCCACUAACCACCAUCUCUUACCAUCCAUUUCGUUUUCACUCUGAAUGAAUAGCUUGAGGAGUCAUGUCAGCUAAUGCCUCAUCAUGGUGUUCUUUGACUUUAUGCCCAUUAUUAAUGUAAAUUUCCACUAAGCCUGUGAUUUUUUUCUUCCCUCCUCCCACAAUUGCUGUGUGACCCUGGGCAUAUCCUCUGCUUUCUCUGAAAAUAAAUAAGCUGUAAAAUAAGAUUUAUCAUACAUGCACCGCCCAUUUCCAGGAUUCUUAAAAGGUCAAGCACUUUGCAAACCUUCAGAUGUUAUAAAAUGGGAGUUUAUUUUAUUAUUAUUUCAACCAACAUCCAAUCCAUGAGGAGGUCAGGUUCCCUUUUAGACUGUGGGUCUUGUGCUACCUGUACUCUCUCCCCACCCCCAGGCAGAGGAAUUUUUCAGCUCUAACUAAAGCCAAAUAUGAAAAGACACUUAAGACAUAGAUUUCUUGUGACAUUUCUUUGCAGGGUUCCACUUUGGUUAAGUAACUGACCAGGUGGAAAAACUGAGUGUCUAAACUCAUGAAUUCUUUUCCAGAAGGACAAGCAGAAUAACUCAAUCCAUGUAAAUUGUCAUGUUCUAUGGGGAAGGAGUGGUGGUUGGACAACUUAACCUGAAGUCAAGAUAUAGGUUCAAAUCCUGCCUCAAUCACUUACUGGCAACUGAGAAAGCUAUUUGACUUCUCUGGGCUUUUCUCAUCAGUAAAAUGGGUUUAAUUAUAAUUAUACUGCUUGCCUCAAAAAGUUCUGGUAAAGAAAUAAAGUAAUUUAUUAUUUCUAAUCAGUUUUAUAAUUUUAAUUGGCAUGAAGACCCUUCACAUUGCUGAUUUAGAGCUGAAAUGAAUCUUAGGGGCUAUAUAUUUUAUUUUUAAUUAUUUUUAAACCCUUACUUUCUGUCUUAGCUACAGCUCUAACACAGAAGGGCAAGGGUUAAGCAAAUAGGUUUAAGUGCCUUUCCCAUGAUCACACAGCAGUGUCUGAGGCUAGAUUCAAAUCCAGAUCUUCUGGAUGCCAGACCUGGGGCUCUAACCAUUGUGGAACCUAAUUAUCCCUGGGGCUGUUUUAGAAGAUCUUAAUUUAGGGUCUAUAAAUAUCUCUGUCUCUGCCUCUCUAUCUGUCUCUCUGUCUCUCUCUAUAUAUGUUUAUAUAUUGGCUCUAUUCCAACAUAAUUCUCUGUACUUUCUUUUCUUCAUUCAAAAACAUUCUUCUUAGAACUUAGAAGAUCCAUUGACUUCACCAAACUGUUGUAUGUGUACAAUAUCCCCCAAAUGUACAAGAACCCCUUGACUCAGUCCAAGCACUCAUCUUAUGGAAGAUGCACCACUGAAUUCCAGGGAAGUCAUAGAAUCAUGGCAUCAUAGAACCAGAGCCAGAAAUGGCUCAGAACUCAUCUAACUCAACAUUCAUUUUACAUGUAGGAAACCAAAGCCUAGGAAGGUUGAAAUAUGCUCAACCUCACCCAGCUAGAAAAGGAACAAAAUCAGGAUUUGAAUCCUGUAGUCGUUAACUACAUCUUCCCCUCUUAAAAUAAACACACACACACACACACACACACACUCAAACAUAUAUAUGCAUAUAUAUAUAGAUCAUAAGACACAAUCUGACUCCAGUCAAUUCAGUGUAAGACUAUAUUGACUUAUUAUUGAAGGAAGGACUAAAUGAAGAUAGGUAGGACUUCCAAAAGAGUAUAUUUGCACACAGAAAUUAUUUUAUUUUACCUUCAUCCAUGACUGUGAUUUCAUUUAUUCCUUGUGCAGAAAUUCCCUCCAUCAAGGCAGAAUAGUAUCUUCUCUGUAAUUUAUGGACUUGGGAAUGGGAAGUUGUGACCUUCCUACAGUCACAUGGACAACUAUAUCAAAACACUAGCCUGGGUCUUCCUAGUACUAUCUUUAGCACAACAACAUGCUAUUCCCCAUCUCAUAACCUUACUAAUACCUUUAAAUGAUUUGCUGACGUCCCAACCUCAGUUUUUUCAUCCAUAAAAAGGAGAUAAUAAUCCGUUUACCUUCCAUAGCUCAAAGAGCUGUCAUGUGGCUUAACUGAAUUAUUGACUAUAAAUAUUUGAAAACUUUAAAAGCAAUAUGUGAGUGUCAGCAAUUGUUGUUCUCUCUCCUAAGGUAGAAACUCCCAUGAGGCUAAUCCAUAAUGUGUGAUCCUUCCUCAUUUUACUGAGUCUUAGAAUCUUGAUGUUGACAGACAGGGUGGUAUUGAUCAAAAGGGAACUAAAUGUGAGGUGAGCCGGUUUGGAUUCAUAUUUCAGCUCUUUCUAUUCUCCAAAAGGCAUAACUAGAAUAAGGAAGUAUCAAAAAGUCAAAUUUGGGCUUUCAGGAAGGAAUAAUUUCCUAACAAUUAGACAGUACCAAAGCUAGGAAUGGACUACAUGAAAAAGUAUGGAAUUCUUCCUCACUGAAGAGGUCUUGAAACAAGUAGGGAUUUUUAGUGAUGCAGUUUGACUAAACAAAUCACUGAGAUCCAUUCUGAUUCUUGAUUUUGUCCACUGAUUCAGAGUUAUAACAAGGCUGUACUUCAUAAUGAAUAUAAACAUGUCAAUACAAAGUUAGUAGAUUUUACCUGAAAACACAGGUUUUAAAAAAAAAUUGUUCUUGUUCUGCAGAAAAAAUAGUGAGUAUUGUGGUUUAUAUCCAACUAAAUUAGAUUAAAUACUGUAAAAUCUUCUCAAAUUCUCAUCUGUCAAAAUUUCCCAUGGAAUAUUCUAGCUAGCCCUGCAUGAUUCCCUCUUUUCCUCCAAAGGAACCAUCCUAUUUUAAAAUUUAUUCUGGUGGGUGUAUAAAAUAUUAUCUGCAUUAGUUUGGGGCUUUUUUAUCUUUUUUGGUGAUAGCUUUGGUAGUGGAGGAGUAUUAUGGGGAGCAAUGAGGAGCUACAAGAAGAAAAACAGAAGAGGAGGCAGUGUGCUACAAUGGAAAGAGACCGGUGUCUGGAAUUGGAGGUCUUGGGUUCAAAUUCCACCUUUGCCACUUAUAACCUAUUUAAUUUUUGGACAAAUCAUUUUCUGUCUCUCUGGACCUUUGUUUCAAGAUAAGUAAAAAAAUGGAAAGGGGAUAUAUCAGACUAAAUUAAUUUAAAGGUACCUUUGAGCCCCAGAUCUAACAUCCUAGAUACUUAGCAUGUUCUUGGCUCUUCAGAAGACAACUAUGGAAUUUCCUAGAAGAAACAAAUUAAAUUGUGUUCAAAUUUCUGGCACUAACACAUUAUCUUUCACCAAAAGGUUCUAUGAAAUACAGAAUGGAGGGCAGGCAAAGCAGGUGUGGGUGUCUCUCACCCUCGAGUGAAACAAAAUGAAUAAGAGAAAAAUGAAAAAGCCCUGCCAUCAAAGAGGUUAUAUUCUAACAGGGAAACCAAUAGGCACAUAUUAUUUUCUUUUUUUAAACCCUUACAUUCCAACUUAUAAUCAAUACUGUGUAUGAGUUCCAAAGUAGAAGAGUGGUAAAGGCUAGGCAAUGGGAGUUAAGUGACUUGUGCAGGGUCACACAGCUAGGAAGUGUCUGAUGUCAGAUUUGAACCCAGGACUUCCCUUCUUUAGGCCUGACUCUCUCUCUCUCCAUUGAGCUAUCUAGCUGCCCUUGUAUCUGUCUUCUAAAUAUUUACAUACUCGAAGGCAGUUGAGUGACUCUGUGGAUAGAGAACCAAGCCUAAAGAUUGGAAGUCUUGGAUUCAAAUCUAGCUUCAGUCACUUCCUAUCUGUGUUACCCUGGGCAAGUCACUUAAUCCCUAAUGCCUAGCCUUUACCUGUUUUCUGCCUUAGAUAUUGAUUCAAAGAUGGAUGGUAAAGGUUAUUUGUUUGGUUUUAACUGGUAUGGAGAUAAGUCUUGGGGUUGGACAUGUGUUGUAAGGUUGUGGGAUUUUGGAGACUUGGGACAUAGAUCAGAUUUGACCAAAGGUCUCUUCCUCUCACCUAAUGCCCUAAGCCUCACAUGCUUCAUCUUCCUUUGGUUCUCAGCAAGUUAGGAUCAGAUUUCAAGCUGAAAGGGGUCAUCUACUACAACUAUUCCUUUUACAGAUGAGGGAAAAGCACUUGCCUAGGUCAUACAGGGGGUGAAGAGAUCCCAGUUGGAUUUCCCACCCAGGAUCGUUGACUCUAGUACUUAUUCCUUGAAACUUGGAAUUGGAUUUUCUGUCUCUAUUCCCAAAAAUAUGAAGGUGAGAAAUCUGGAGAGUGGAAAUCCCAGGCCUUAGAUGACAUUCCCUGCUAUUGACUGUUUUCUUUAGUGAGAAGAGGAGGGAGGAGCACAGCAAAUUUCUUCUCCUCCCACUGAAGCCCUGCCUCCCAGGGUUGGACAAGGACCGAGGUUGGCUUUCUUACUCCCUCUUGUUCAGUCCUUUAGCUCCCCAAGCCCACACAGUGUUGUGGAAGUUAGGGGUCUGGCCGGUCUUGGGGGGUCCUUUUGCUUUUUUCUUCUUUGGUCAAGGUUAGAAGAACCUAGCCAGAAGACAAGGGUUCCCAGCUGGGGAGAGUUAGUCCAGUUGAAGAACUGGCUGGGUUGGCCGAUCCAGCUGUCCAAGUGCGAAGCUAAGUGCUUGAAAGAGGAUUAUUGCUUCGCUAGAAUAAACAUGGCCCAUCCCCAUCCCCAAUGACAACUUGCCCAGAUUGGAGACAGCUUCAGGGAUGUACCAGUCCUUGAUGCCUGUUCUAAAUAUCAUCGCUGUACCAGAUUCAGGGUCCUAUGGUGCCAAACCCUGGCAAUGAAGCCACAGUUCAGGUGGAGCAAGGAAUUCUGGGAUGUCUGAAAGUGACAUGAGUGGAAGGACUCACAUCCCAUCUCUCUUUAAUGCCCUAUUAUCCCGAAAACUGGCCCUACAAGUCAGCUACUUGAAAAGUAAAGAAAAAGGAUAUGGGAAGCUAAGCAGUGAUGAAGACAUCGAAAUAAUUGUUGAUCAAAAUCAGGGGAAAAGCUCUAGGGCAGCCGAUAAGGCUGUUGCCAUGGUGAUGAAGGAGAUACCGAGGGAGGAGUCUGCUGAAGAAAAGCCCCUCCUUACUAUGACAUCACAGCUGGUGAAUGAGCAGCAAGAAAGCAGACCCCUUCUCAGCCCUUCUAUCGAUGAUUUUCUCUGUGAAACCAAAGCGGAAGCUAUUGCCAGGCCAGUAACAUCAAAUACCGCAGUAUUGUCAACAGGUUUAGAUCUCCUGGACCUGAGUGACCCAGUGUCACAAACCCAAAACAAAACGAAGAAGCUAGAGGCUACACCAAAGGCUUCAAGCCACAAGAAGAAGGCUGAUGGUUCUGACCUUAUCAGUGCUGAUGCUGAGCAGAGAGGCCAGCCUCUGAGAAUCCCAGAAACAUCCUCCUUAGAUUUAGAUAUUCAAACACAACUGGAUAAGUGGGAUGAAGUAAAGUUUCAUGGAGACAGAAACAGCAAGGGCCAUGCCAUGGCAGAGAGGAAGUCAGCUUCGUCGAGGGCUGGAUCAAAGGAACUUUUAUGGUCAUCGGAGAGUAGAUCUCAGCCAGAAUUGACUAGCGGGAAAAGUGCCCUCAAUUCUGAGUCAGCUCCAGAUUUAGACCUCAUGCCUCCAGCACAGGCUCGACUGACCAAAGAACAUCGCUGGGGAAGUGCAUUACUCUCCAGAAACCACUCUUUGGAAGAGGAAUUUGAAAGGGCAAAAGCAGCAGUGGAGUCAGACACAGAGUUUUGGGAUAAGAUGCAAGCAGAAUGGGAAGAAAUGGCUCGAAGAAACUGGAUAUCUGAGAACCAAGAAGCCCAAAAUCAAGUGACGAUUUCAGCUAGUGAGAAGGGGUACUACUUUCACACAGAAAAUCCUUUUAAAGACUGGCCUGGAGCUUUUGAAGAAGGAUUGAAAAGGCUGAAGGAAGGAGACUUACCUGUUACUAUACUGUUCAUGGAAGCAGCAAUCCUCCAGGACCCUGGGGAUGCUGAGGCCUGGCAAUUUCUGGGUGUAACCCAGGCAGAGAAUGAGAAUGAACAAGCUGCCAUCGUCGCCCUCCAGAGGUGCUUAGAAUUACAGCCGAACAACCUCAAGGCUCUAAUGGCCUUGGCUGUGAGUUAUACCAAUACUGGCCAUCAACAAGAUGCUUGCAGCACUCUGAAGAAUUGGAUUAGGCAAAAUCCCAAAUAUAAAUAUUUAGUGAAGAACAAAAAGGCAUCUCCAGGGCCAACUCGGAGGAUGUCAAAGUCACCAGUUGACAGUUCAGUCCUGGAAGGAGUGAAGGAGCUGUACCUGGAGGCUGCCCACCAGAAUGGAGAGAUGAUCGACCCUGACCUGCAGACAGGCCUUGGGGUGCUGUUCCACUUGAGUGGAGAAUUCAGUCGAGCAAUAGAUGCAUUUAAUGCUGCCUUAACAGUUCGGCCAGAGGACUAUUCAUUAUGGAACCGCCUUGGCGCCACAUUGGCCAAUGGAGACCGCAGUGAGGAAGCGGUUGAAGCCUAUACGCGAGCUCUGGAAAUCCAGCCUGGCUUCAUCCGGUCCAGGUACAACUUGGGAAUCAGCUGCAUCAACCUGGGAGCUUACAGGGAAGCCGUCAGCAAUUUCCUCACUGCCCUGAGUUUGCAAAGAAAGAGUAGGAACCAACAGCAAGUCCCCCAUCCGGCUAUUUCUGGCAACAUCUGGGCUGCCCUCAGGAUUGCCCUCUCCAUGAUGGACCAGCCAGAGCUAUUUCAGGCAGCUAACCUAGGGGACUUGGAUGUUCUUCUAAGAGCUUUUAAUCUGGAUCCGUGAGGAAGAGAUGAUUCUGUCACCUACCCGGCCACUGGAAAAAAAAAUCAUGGUAAUGUCAUGCAAAAUACUAAAACUAUUUUAUUAUGAAUUUUGAAAGGAAAAUCCGAUGUUCAAAAGACCACAGAAAUGCCACCCAAGGGAACCCCUCCCAAUGCUGCCCAAUUUCCGUCCAAGUUCAAAAGCACAAAACAUUGUACAUAGCAUCGUUUGGAUUGAAACUAAGACUGGAAAGAAACAAGACCAACCGAGAAGAAGAUGGCCAGCUGAUGAGCACUGGCUCUCAAACACCAAGAGCGUGUUAGUUGUAAGACAUGGAUGCCAGCCUUUGGGUCGCUCUUUGUCCAAGGACCCAUGGAAGAGAAAGCAUCGUCUCGGGUCACGGAAGGCAGACUGAGGUCUCUUGCUGGGUUUUCUUCAAUCCUUCCUUCUUUUCUAGGACCUGAUCCAGCUUGGACCACAGGGCAUGUACACUGUUUGGGCUGGCCUGAUGGGAAAGGCAGGCAGCAUUCUGGGGGAUGCGUUUCUUUUGGAGCAUUUGCAGUCAAUGUUUGAUUUCAGAGAGUUGGCUUUGCAGGCAAAAGCAAGCUUUCUGUACUGGGCUUUUGUUUUCUUUUCUGCUCCUAGCCCAGAUUGAGGCUGGGGCAGGAGGGCGGGAUAGGGUUGGGGAGGGAGGGAGGAAGACUGUACAUAUGCACUUUAAUAUCUUAUCAUUUAUGCCUUGCCCAGGUUCUUGGGUUGCUUCUCCACUUUUAAACCUGAGAGUGAAAGGUUUCAGAACACAGCCACGCUUGUUCACUCAGUGGACCAAAUACUCAUUUUUGACAAUUGUUCCCAUGGUAUAGAGUUUGACAACGUGUUUUUCUUAAAGCAAAUAGAGCAGGCUGAAGGCAGCAACUCAAACAUAGACUUUCUUACUGAUAUAAUUUCAAAAUAUACACGACCCAGAUGCACAGACCUUUACUGGCUGGGGCGUGGCUCUGGGGAGCAAGGGGUGAAGGACUUUGUUAGGGAUCAAGCUCAUCCUUCUUUUUUUGGAGGGGAGGGAGAAGUGUUGGUCCAGACCUCAGAAUUCCCAGUGAGGAAUCUCCUUCCACCAGUGCAGGUGGGCAAAAGCUCUUGUAAUCUUAUAAUCUUAGAUAAUUGCCCAGGAGGCACUUGGAGGAUAAGUGACUUGCCCAGAGUCACAUAGUCAGUAUGAAUUAAAGACUGGACUUGAACCCAGGUCUUCACAACUCCAGGACUGAAUCUCUAUCCACUAUGCCAUGCUGUUUCUCACAAUAUCUUAUCUAACUGGCAUCAUUGAUCUGCUUUCUUUCCCUACAUAUCAGUGGUCAUUUUUACCUGUUAAUACUGCAAAUGGUAUAGCCUUGAAAAAUACAUUUUUUAAACUAAAACUAAUAGUAUUGGUUCGGUUCCAACCUGCUGGUGCUGCUCUCUGCCUGCCCCACAGUGCAUUCUGAAAUGGAGUGCAGUGCCAACUUGCCCACACAGCUCACACGCUUUUCCAGCCAAAUCAGCAGAUGAACUUGAAUUUCUCUUGACCUUGGCCCUUAUUUUGGAAAGUUGCCCAAUAUCAAAAGUGUCCCAGAGACUUCUUUCUCAUUUACCAUGGAGAGGUUUCAUUUAAUUAGCAAACACUGGUUGCAUGAUCCUGGAAUGCACUCAGUUCCCUAAAGUUUUACUGGAUUUGAUUGGUUGAUUGAUUGGUUGGUUGGAGUUUUUUGUUUUGUUUUAUGAAAAAGAAGAAAUUUCUUUGGGGGAGAAUGUUCUGGAACAGGGUACAUUCAUGUUCCCCACAGUUCUUUUGUCUCUUCCUCUGACCCCACCACCACCACUUGCCCUUCCUCCCCACAAAAACUAUGGUAACUUUUUCCUUUUUUGUUCCAUCAAAAGCAGCUUGUGGUUAUCAAAUCCCACCAAAAGAAGCUACCAAGAAAUCCACAAUUUGAGGUCCAUGGGACCAUUCUUUUCUAACCACUUCAUUUUACAUCUGAAAAAAAUGAGGCUAAGAAAACGGAAGCCAUUCAUCCAGGUUCAUAUGGUAAUAAGUAGCAACACUGGGAUUCAAACCCAAGUCUUCCCAUAGCAAACCCAGCAUACAGAAAUAAAAAGAAGUGUAUAGCCCAGGCCUAGGUAGCAAUCUUCCUCUCUAAUAAUUCAAUAUACCUUAGAUUAGGUAGACAGAAGAGAAGAAAAGGAGGAUCUAAUGUGAAUAUGAAACUUCAGAUCAUGAGAUCAUAGACAGGAAACUAGAAGAGACCUUAAAAUCAUCUAAUCCAACCAUUUGGUGUUUGAGAUAAGACCCUGAGAAGUUAAAUUUCUUCUCCAAGGUUACAUUGAUCAUAAGUGACCAGAGCUGGGAUUUGAACUGAAAUCCUCUAACUACAAAUUCAUCUCUCUUUUCACUGCCUCAAGGCAGUGAAAAAUGGGAAAAAAAAGUCUCAUGCAUUUUAUCACAAGAAAUAAGAGGAGAGUGAAGAUGAGAAGCAGGGAAGAGUUAACCAGUUAUUUCACACUGCUGAAUAUGAUCCCAAUGGCCCCUACCAGCCAAAAAUCUAUUGAACAUGUGAGAUAGAGUCCGCUUUUGUGGAAAGAAAUGUGUCUUUUGAUGAAGGCAGAAUAUGGAGGCCAGCAAAUCAGUCAAGGGCCCCAUUACCUGGAAAUGAGCAAUUUGUGAUUUCAGAUUUGACUACCACACAUAGAACCACAGAAGCCAGUGACAUAGGCAAGGAUGGGGAGUGAGGGGCAAGGUAAAGAUGGAAAAGGAAUGGAACUAUAAAAGAAUGAAAGAAGUGGGAGAGAGGGAAAAAAGAGAGAAAAGAGAAAAGGCCUUACCUGUGUAGAAAGCAACCAACAGUUACAUCAGGUGCACAGGCUGCCUAGACCUAAAUUAUUCCAUCUCCCUUCUCCAGACAAAACUGUGCUAUUCAAUAUAAAUGAGUAUCUAUUGCCCAUUUUUUCACAGCUCACCUUCCUUGUUAGAACAGUCCAAUCAAUGUUCAUCCAUCCAUUCAAUAAAGAAACUUCCUUCAUAUUAAUUCAGACUCUUCAUAAUGUAAUAAAAUCACAUAAUGUUAACAUGAAAAAGGACCAUAAUAAUCCACUACCCUUGUCUUAUAGUUGAAGGAACUGACAUCCAGAUAAAUAUGACUUCUCCAAGGUCUCAUAGGUCAUAAAUAGCAAAAAAGUUCUGGGUCCUCCGAUUCCAAAUCCAGCACAGUCAUCCAUAUACUAUGCUGGUUUUUUAAAAGAUAAAGACCAUUUAAGCAACCCUGAACUUUAUGUGCUCAAGCCUACCAUUGCUUAGUAGUGCUGCUCUUCAAUUUGAGAGAGAAUAGAAAUAAUAAUGAUUGCUAUAUGCUAUGCCUGAAGCCUUUGUCCACAGCAAGAUGGCCAUGAACAAUGGAUUUGUAUUGCAUUUUCAUUCAUGGCCUUUGUGGAAAUUGAGGUAGUAUUGAACUUUCAAGGCCUUAAAAUGUCUUUGUACAGAGACAAAACAAUUUUGGAAGAGAUUAUAGAUUCAAGUUAUAGACUUGGAGAUUGUAGACUCAGACUGGUAAGGAACCCAGAACAUCAUCAAGUCUAAUCCUUCAUUUUACAGAAGCAGACAAAUCUGUGGUUGUCGAUGACUUGACCAUUGUAUUAAGCACCCAGUCUAAUUAUUCUAAAUUUGCAUGAUGUUCACCAAAUGCAGGAAUUUUAGACAACUGUGCCUGUUAGUCUAUCCAGAAUGAUGAUGAAAAUAGAUGAGAAACAUAUGUUCUGAUUAUAUUUUCCAUGUAAUUCAUUUAUGGUGUUUACAAAGUCCCAAGAAUAACCAAAAAUUAAGUACAAGACAUUUUCAUGGGCCUGACUCUAUGAGUAGCCUUUUUUAAUGCCUGUUCAUAUUUCCUUUAAACCAGAAAUAUCUUCAAAAUGAAAACCAUAUUGGGUAGCAGUAUGUCAUUUCUUUUCCUUUUGAAAGGACAAGUUCUUAGUCCAACAUGGUCUUCCAAUUGGAGCUCUUUAAUCCCUGAAAAAAGGACUCUGUGUUUGUGUGGCUAGUUCUUUUGUUUCUAAGCAUAGUAGAGAAUUUCAACCUAAGAAGUAUUACUGGGUGGUAUCAUCCUACCAAACCAUGGGAAAGUCCCCUAUGGUAACUCCCAGAUACUGAAUUUGUCCAUUAUUUGAGGAGGAAACACAGAGAAGGGUUGUGAAGUAUGCUGAAUCUAAUGAACUAGUUCUAGUUGGAGUGGGAGAUAUUUCCACAUUUCUUAAAAUAUUUAGGAAUUUCUGUAACAAUAUUGGUCAGGAGAGAAAAGACAAAAUUAAAGAAAGAAUAGGGCAAGAAGGGAUAAGAAGAGAAAGGAAAUAAUAAAACAAGGAUAAAAAGAGGAAAUGAGGAAAAGGAUAGGAAACAUGAAGAAGAGUAGAAAGUAGAGGAAGAGGAAGAGGAAGAAAAAAUAGGAAGAGAACUAGAAUAAAAAUAAGAAUAGGAGAAGGAAAAAUAGGAGUAGGCAAGAGAAGGGGGAAAAGAAUGAAAAAAGGAAGAAUAUGAGCAAAUGAUAAUAAAAGAGCAAGAAUAUAAGGAGAAAAAAGAAAGGAGAACAAGAAAAAUGGUAAAAGGAAAAAGAAGAAAAAUAGGAGGAAGAAGAGGAGAGCAAAAUGGGAAAAGAAAGAGGAAGUGGAAGAGAAGGAAGAAUGUGAUCAAGAAGAAAGGAGAAAGUUGGAGAAAAAGGAAAGAGAAGGAAGACUAGAAAGAAGUGGAAUAGGAGAAAGAAUAUAAGUAAAAAAAGAAAAUGAGAAAGAAGAAAGCAAGAAUAGAAAUAGGAAGAGGAAUAAAAGAAUGAAGAAGCAGAGUAGGAAUAAAAGGAGAAGGAAGAGUAAGGAAAAGUCAAGGCUCUAAUUACUCAUUUCACUUUCAUCACAUCAUUUCAUUGCACCUGAAAGGAAGGCAAAAUCUUGUUGACCAUGGGACUGUUUUAGUAGACUACAAAUGAUGUUCUCCAUCCUGUUGAACUCUUUUAAUAAAGGUCCAGUGGCAAUAUCUGAAUUUCCUUCAGGUAUGAAAACAUCUGAACCAUGUUUCACUGGAACACAUAUAAGGUUAGCUGAAUUUUCAUGGUUCUAUCAUUCUGGAAGAGAAAAUCUCAUCCUGCUUCUUGCUGCCAUGUUUUGUCUAUAGGGCUAGAUAGACUUUUUUUGUAUCCCAUGAGACUGAAUUACAAUCAUGGUUGGCCUUGCCUUACUGUGAGUAGACAGAAUCUCCAACCUCAUCUUAAUUGUUUCUUUGGGAAGAGAACAAUCAAAGUUGAUUUUUCCUUUCUCCUCCCAUUUUAAUUGCCUAUUCCCUCCCCUUAUGGGCAGCACCAUAGGACCAGAUGGUGUAAGUUGCUUUUUUCUUCUUCUACUUGGCAUUUAUCAUAUUGAUUCUAGAGCCUUUUGGAUAACAGGGUACUUUGCUAGGUGGGUUCCUGACUUCUUGCUUAGAAAGCCUUUCAUUUUAUAAACCGUAACACCGUAUGUGCAAGCAAGCACAUAUAAACACAUACAAUUUCAACUGUAUAAAGUUUUUCAAUUUCACCCCCUUUUCCUAAAUUUACUAUGAUCCAGUUCCCUGUCAUCACAGUAUUUAUACUCCAGCUAAAAUGAAACUAACAUUUUGAACUAAUAAAUAUAUAUAAACUAUAUUUUUAAAGAAUGUUCGUAGAUGGACUAUGACAUAAGGUUUAUAACAAAGGGGAUUUUUGACAAUAAAGCAUAUAACCUCAGGUACCAAAAUAUUGCAUGCAUUAGUAUUUGCACACCAACCUACUCGCAUAUUAACCAAAGCAUGCAAGGUAACUUAACUGAACUGAAUGUACAUUUACAAAGUGCAUGAUGUCAACUUCUAGGUUAGUUCAUUUUUUCUCACUCAUAAACCAGGUCAUUAGGAGACAUUGGCAAAGAUUGCAUCAUCUCUUCCAUAUCUGCUUUUCAUGCAAGAAUACCCUUGGAAUGGUUUCCCAAUGAUUCACUCACACUGGCCUUUCACAGGUCACUGUUACAUCUGGUUUCUUGCAGUGUUGCCAACAGAGCCAAUCAGACUCUUGAAAAUAUGGGGGUUUAGACACAUUUAGACCUUUGGCAAUGGCCUCUGAGCUGCAUGAGACAUUAGACCAGAAGCUCCCAUGCUCAUUGGUGACCCUGGUGCUGAAUGCUCUAGGCUGGGCAUUUUGGAGUCCAUUUCCACUUAGGGGUGAUGGACUAUUGGAGUGGCAUUCUCAAGGUCUUCCUGAGUAAUGUGAUUCCUCACCAGGUGGAAAAGUUAGGCUCACAGAUGAAAAUUAUCUCAAGAUAACGAGCCCUUUCCAUUUUUGUGGCAUCAUCCAGUUGGAUUCUAGGGGCCAUCCCACCAUCUUCUGUUCCCCAAUCCUGGUUACUCUAGAGGCUGGCUUCUUGGGCUCUUGCUCCUAUGAGAAAGAUGAUGGAUGUUGAGUGCUCUGCAAACCUGUAAGCUUUCUGGAAAUGCUGGCUCCUACUAGCUGUGGCUAUGAGCCCCUGGUGUCUGGCAUUUUGUCAGAAUGUCUGAAAACAGUGAGCUCUAGGAGGGCCCAGGAAAGCAGAACAUCCUCUGAGAGCUCCCUACGCUGCACAUCAUGUUAACUCCUACGUGUUUUAUAUGUAAAGCACCACCAAUUUGUUCACCUUGCACUGGGGAGGAAACAAGCUGUUUACCAGCUAUUAAAAAGAAACAGCAAGGGAAUGCAAGGUUCUCAAUGUUGAUCAUAGCCUUGAAAGCAUCCCACCACCAAAUAUGUUGCCCCUUUCCAAUUAAGGCUUUUAAAAGAGAAAAAAUAAAUUCCGUUUUUUGGGGGGUGGGAUCAAAUUUAUUUGAUUGAAAAUAUGAUACAAACAGUAAGAAAACAGAAGUUACACAGCCAUUAGAAUUUGGUGAUUUCUGUAUCUUGGUGUAGCUCAAUAUGGGGGAAAAAUCUGAAAGAAGAGUUUAUAUGGCCCAGCAGAAUGUAAGCUCCUUGAGAGCAAGAUCUUUUUCUCGUUUUUUUGUCUCUUUCUCCAGUGCCUAGCAGAGUGCCUAGCUCAAUAAAUGCUUGUUAAAUUGAAUAUUUUUUUAAAGAAUGCCUCUGGCUUAAGGUUCUUUCUUUGGGAGCUUCUCCAAGGGACAAAGCAUCUACUUGGCUGUUAGUCUGUGUCUCAGCAAGAAUCUGGCCAUCUCCAUAGACCAUCUACAGAAUUCUGCACACAAAAUUACACCACACAUUUAAAAAAUUGACUGAGGGAGGUGAAUGCUUACACAGUAAAAUAUGAGAGGUUUGGGUUUUUUCUCCUUCCCUUUGACUGUCUUUAGGGGGAAGAAUGUACAAGAGAAAGAAAAAGAUAGGAGAUAAACACAUUCAUCUUGACAUUUGGGGAAUUGGAUCAAGGGAGCACCUAUCACUAGGAUCUCCCAUUGUCCUCUGAAUAAAUAACCUCACAGUUCUGUUUUGUAUGAGAACACUGGAGAGCAGGAACAGAACUCACUAAGGAUAGCCCGAUAACCUAAAGAACCAGAAGGGUCGCUGAUUUCCUUCCACUUGUCUCCCUUCUCCGUAAGACCCCAAAUCUCUUCAUUCUCCAUUGCUGAAUUUGUUUACAUUGGUUGGGGGGAGGGUAGAAAACCAACUGUCCAAUUUAGGCACCUUUUUACUACCUAUAACAAGCAUUUAUUACACAUUUAGAAAGAACAAGAUGUUUCUAAUAUAUUUUGUAUAUCUAUCAAUAUUGCCUCUAGACUAAUCAACAAAUAUAUAGUUUUGAAAGACAUGCUCCUGCCUCUGCUGCUUCUCCCUCAUGCUCAAGAACGUGGGAACACUCUUCCUGUACCAGCUUUGGGCUCUUUUUAUGCCCACAUAUAUAGCAAAGAAAGGAUGGCAUCUAAAUGUUUACAUUCAGUUUCUAACAUUAAUUUGGACCCCAACUAAGGGAUCUCUAAGUCAACUUAAAGAAUAUGGAGGGUUGAAGGCAACCCUUUCCUCAUCCUAGGUGAUACUGCAUCUGUAUAUUUCAUGCAAUAUUAAUCAGUGAAUGCUUUAACCUGGUACUGCUCUUUAAGAUACAAUAAUUACUCCCAAGCAAAUGACCUGUUUCUCUAUCUAGGUGUUUCAUUUACUCAUUUGCAAAGCACUGAUGCUAAUGUAGUAUUUUUGUACUAUUAUCAGAGGCAUGCCUUCCUCUUCUUUUUUUUGACAUUAUUAAAUGGUAUUUAUAUCUGUGUGAUUUUUAAGUAUGUUUUCAAAUAAACUUUAUCUGUGGCUUCAA